Molecule: messenger RNA, 3843 nt
Organism: Debaryomyces fabryi
Lineage: Eukaryota; Fungi; Ascomycota; Pichiomycetes; Serinales; Debaryomycetaceae
Exons: 1
Coding region: 1-3843 (1280 amino acids)
Molecular function (GO): protein binding
Source: RefSeq, a predicted model, not a curated record
AUGGUGUACAAAUGGUCAUUUUCAAAUUUUGUUAAGAGGUUAAUUAAUUUUAUAAUAUCUUACCCGAGAUUGACGGUAUUGUUGCCAACAAUAUUCAUAUUCACAAUUUCUUAUCAUGUAACCUACGAUUAUACAAUCAGAGAGAUAAAUUGUCGAAUUGCAUCUUAUUUUGGGCCAGAUAUAGUUUCAGUGGAUCACAAUAAUGUGAGGUUGAACAAUUUAAUACACUUACUAAAUGCUGGCAAUCCAGAAAACUUAACAUUAACAACAUUUGAAUUUUCAAACAAAAAUUUAAAGCAAAAGCGAAAUGCUUUGACCUUUGAGUUUUUAAAUGAAUUGAAAAAUCUACAUGUUGAUUUAACGAAAGAAAGCGACGAUAUAGUCAUAAUUUCACCCUUAUCAAGGUGGACCAUGGAUUGGAAUAUUAAUGAAGAAGCUGCAGAUGAGCGCAGACUAGAAUUUAAUAAUUCUAUUCUAAAAGCGAUUAAUAAUAUGGAUUACAUUCAAAUGGAUUCCCUAUUGGUUAAUAAUAUAAAUAAGGUAAACCAUUUAAUCACUAGCUGCGAAAUCAUUAAAUUUUAUGUUGUUCAUCAUUCAGAUCGUGAUAUUAAGACCCCUACGAUCAAAGCCAUUAAUAAUUCAACAUAUUUGAGAAUUCUUUCACUAUCAUCAACCACGAAUAUCGAAGAUUUAGUCAAUUUCGUGUACUAUUCUCAUAUUCAAAAUGGAUCAUCCUCAAUUACGAACCUAUUAUUUUCAUUAACUAGUGGGAUCGAAAUAAUUGUAUUACUGGUAUUCAUCCUUUAUAUUUUAAUUGCUAUUUCCAAUCAACAUAAGAUCAGAUCGAAUGGAGGAUUAUUGAUAGCUUGGGUAGUAGAAGUUAUAAUUUCUGGUGGAGCUUCUAUAAGUGUCUUAGAUUAUUUUCAUGAUUAUAAAUCUAGAAUGUCGGAACAUCUGACUACAUUUACUGCAGGUGCCUAUAUAUUUACCAUAAUGGUUGUGAGUUCGAGAAAUUUAUUUAGGAUUAUCAAUGAUUUAGCUGGAGAUGAUUAUGUCAAUAAUUCACACGAAAAUAUUCAUAAAAAACUAUACAAGUUCUACCUUGGUAUAAACAAUAAUGAUAAUGAUGAUAAUGAAAGUUUAAAACGAGUAUUUUCUUUCUUGAAUUCCUAUAAAAUUGGCAGAAAUGUACAGCAGUAUUUUCGCAUCACUCCUAACAUAAGUAAGGUGCUUAUAAUUGAUAUUGUUUUAAUUGCGAUACUAAAGAUUUUUGGCUUAUACUUCUUUAAUUUUGCAUUGAAUUCUCCAUUCAAAGACUAUUUAACUACAAGACUAAGCUAUUUCCUAGAAGCGGUAUGCAUUGCGCUAAUUAUAGACCAUUUUUUACAAUUAACAUAUCUAGUGGGGAUAAUAAUUAUUGAUUUGAAAAGAUAUGAUUUAACCGAUUUAUUGAAUUAUCAAUCAUUGCGGAUGGACGAAACGUUGGCUUUACCUAAUAAUUCUAUUGAAAGUAAUUUCUUCUCAUGCAUCUUAUUAAAGUUAAAUUACCCAUCACAUUUAAGGCCUAGCCGAAAUUCAUUGAGGUACAAAAUGGGCGAAUAUUUACUAAAAAUCAGAUACUCAACAUCAUUGGCUACGUGGGUGGUCAUAUUGCCGCUCAUAGAGUCUGUAUACCUUUUGGGUAUUUUUAUGAAUUGGCGAAUUAUGCUUCCAUUUAAUUCUAUAACUAACCCUAAAGGAAUUAGUAGCAUAACGGCCUUAAAAGUCUUACGCGAUGAAAAUGAUUGGAUUUUUUACGUCGAGUAUUUAUGCAUACUUGUAUUUAUAGUGGCUAUUUCAACCUUGACAUUCAAACUAACACAUUCCGAUUCGCUAGGCACCAAACCAAUAAAAAUUGAAGAAAGCGAUUUUGAGCUUGAAGAUAAGAAUAUAUUUAAAUGCAUUGAUUUAGUUAAUUUAAAAGAUGGACACAACCUUGAUGUUUUAAAAAUUGCAACCAAUAGGAAUAGCCCUUUCAUAGUUUCCAUUGGGCUAGACCAUAAGAUAUUAAUAUGGUCGCCCUUAAUUAAGCCCAUCCUGAAGCCUAUCGACAUAUCAAGUACACUCAAUGAUAACGAAAAUAAAGAAUUCUGGCCGAUUAAUCAUAUCAAUAUUAGUAAUGAUGGUAGUUAUAUUAUUUUGAUCAAUUAUAAAAACAAGUUAAUCAAAUGUUUUGAAAGAAAGAAGUUGAGCUGUUCCUGGAAAUGUGAAUUACCACCUAUUUCAAGUAAUAGAAUUAAAGUCUUGGAAUCGUUUUUCAGGAAGAGAACUGUUCCAGGGUUUUUGAGCAGGAAGAUUUUGCAACAAAAAAAAACAGAUAGAAUUAAUAGAAGAGGUAGUGCUGCAUCUCUUUCAUCAAUGAAUUCUAAUAUGAAUGGAAACUUUCCUUUUCCCGUGGAUUCACCAGAACCAUCUAUAAUGAUGCAACCCCUUGAUGAGAAAAUUGAGAAUAAUAGCCAAGAUCAAAAUUAUGAAUCAGAAUUAGAAAAGCAAUUAAAUAGAGAUGAUUUUAUAAUGGUUCUAGAAACAGGUGAAUUGAUUACAAUAUCUUGUAAUACUGGGGAUUUGAAAACAUUUGAUAUAUUUGCUUCGGUUUAUAAUUCAUCUGAAGGGAAAAAAUUAAAUUCAGUAAAAAAAUUAAUCACUCCGAGAGUUAACGAUAGGAUCGUUUGUCAUGUGAAUAACUAUGAUAUAAUUGUCGCCAGCAUUAUAAAUAAUACAUGGAAGUUUAGAAUAUUGAAAGUUCAUGAGGGAUUUUAUAAUAAAGGAAUUCAUUUUGCAAUGCCUCCCCCUAUGUCAGCAAGCAGCUCAUUGAAUGAAAUAAAUGACUUUUCAUUUAUUUAUAACCAAAAAAGUAUUCACGAAAAUAAUGAAAACAGUGAGAUCAUUACAAAUUCAAAAAUGCAAAUCAACAAGCCUACAAUUGUGACUGUUGAAUUUGUUGGUAUGAUUAUCCGGGUCAAUAAUUUGGUAGCCGAAAUAAUCGAUGUGCAAGGAGGUAUAAUUUUAAAGAGGUUUCAUGUAGGGCGUUUUAAACCACUGACAUUCAAAGUUUCUCACCUGGAACCAACUCAUUGUAAGUUUUGUGGAUGUGUUUCCAUUCAAUCCUUUUCAAUCUUGUAUGAAGACUAUGAUAAUAGUACGGUCAUAGUGCAUACCUUUAAGAUAGACGCUAAUCGAUCCAAGAAUGAUAUAUGUCUAAGAGUAGAAAGAGAUCCCAGAGAAAUUAGAUGCGUUGGGUUUAGUUCUGUCACUGAACAUCUAUUUUGGUAUGAGAAUCUCGAAUGUUGGCAAUUAACUGACCUUAACAUGAUUAUCGGAAUAAAGAAGAAAUGUGUCCAAGAGGAGGAGGAUAUGGAAAUUGAGGAUGAGGAUACAACUUCAAGGUCCAAUGGUAUAGGAUCGUUAAUCGAAAACAGUGGGUUACAAUCGUUACGAUUAAGGAAACGGAAAUCCCCUACACCUAAGUUGUACCAAGAAGCCUGGGAAGGAUUUAUUGUUACCCUUAUUGACGGAAAUCUCCUAUACUACCAAGUCCCUUCCUCUCAAACUGACGGCUUAAUUGUAAAUAAGGUUACUUGUUCUGAAAAAUUUGGCUAUAAGUCAAUGAUAGUGAAUUUUGGUAAUGUUAUCAAAAUCAUUUACUUGGGUAACGACAAAUUAAUUGAAAACAACCUUUAUUACUCCGGAUCCACCUCCAGGUCUUUGCCAUUGCCUACUAAUAACCUCAAAGUGCCGCAAUUGAACCAAGACUUACUAUUUAUUAAUAAGAGAUCGAGACACAGUAACCUCCAUAGGUUAUAA